AUGGACCAAUUUGACUUACACCUAUCGCAGCUGCAAAAGGCGUAUCAAACGAACUUUAAAUCCACCAAGUUUGAAACUUGCUUGUUCCUCAUUGACAAGCUCAAGGACUUUACAGCCCAUUACAACCUGUCCAACCCAAAUGUGGACAAAGAAUCUUUGCUGAAAAUCAGAACAUUCUUAGAAACAGCUGCUUUAAUAUUCCUGGAGGCGAACGAUACUGAGAAUUUCAAGUCUCUGUACUCACAACUGCAGCCCUUCUACUUUGACCUGAACAACAUUCUCCCGAAGAGUGAGCACAUGACCACGAUUCUGAGUAUGUGGAUGCUGCACCUGCUGAGUGACAAUAAAAUCGGGGACCUGUACAUGCUUCUUGAGAAAAUUCCAAACGACGUCAAACAGGAUGACAAGAUCGCCUUUGUCAUCAACCUCGAGCGACUGAUGAUGGAAGGCAAUCUGCAUCAGCUGCUAGAGUUGGACACUCAGGACGGCACACCCCCUCAAGGUCGCACGGCUAGUCGCUGCCACGACAGGUGUGGCUCUGAGUACUAUAAGAUCAUUGCUAGCACUGCCAGGAACAAAAUCGCAUCUUCAAUAGAGCUGUGCUACAGGCACCUGAGUUUGGACUACGUGUCCAACUUGCUAAAGUUGAAGAACAGAAACGAAACUCUGGACUUCAUAUCGUACUACAAUCAGUACAAGUUGCAACAGGACCCUGAGUCUGUUCCCUGGAAAGUGGCUGACAACUAUGUGAUUUUUCAGAAUGAAGUUGGUGCAAAGCACAAGAUACCUUCUAGAGAGUUACUGUCUAACUCACUGGAGUAUUUACAUGACCUUGAAAAGAUCAUAUAA
Molecule: messenger RNA, 849 nt
Organism: Theileria orientalis strain Shintoku
Lineage: Eukaryota; Apicomplexa; Aconoidasida; Piroplasmida; Theileriidae
Product: 26S proteasome regulatory subunit
Exons: 5
Coding region: 1-849 (282 amino acids)
Biological process (GO): proteasome-mediated ubiquitin-dependent protein catabolic process
Cellular component (GO): proteasome regulatory particle, lid subcomplex; proteasome regulatory particle; nucleus
Source: RefSeq, a predicted model, not a curated record